GGAGCCGGGGGCGAUGCCAGCCCCGGGAGGAGGAUGCUCCAACCGCCCCCCUCCUACCGGAGCAUCCUUCCAGCUCCUCACCUCGCCGCCCGAGGGAUUUCCAUCGGGAUGGUCUAACCCCCCAGCUUAUUGCAAGUCCAGGUUGAAAAACUAUGGGAAAUUAGGAGAGGCGUGAGGGCUCGCCGGCAGCAUGCCGCUGGUGAAGAGGAAUAUCGAGCCCCGGCAUCUAUGCCGGGGGGCUCUUCCCGAGGGGGUAACGAGUGAGCUGGAGUGUGUCACCAACAGCACACUGGCUGCCAUCAUCAAGCAGCUGGGCAGCCUCAGCAGGCACGCCGAGGACAUCUUCGGCGAGCUGUUCAACGAAGCCAACAGCUUCUACAUGCGGAUGAACUCACUGCAGGAGAGAGUGGACCUGCUGGUCAUCAAGGUGACACAGCUGGACUCCACCGUGGAGGAAGUUUCACUGCAGGACAUCAACAUGCGGAAAGCCUUCAAGAGCUCCACGGUGCAGAACCAGCAGGUGGUGUCUCGCAACUCCAUCCCCAAUCCGGUGAUGGAGAUGUACCAGCGCUGCGACAAGCCCCCGCCGCUCAACAUCCUCACGCCCUACAGGGAUGACAAAAAGGAUGGCCUCAAAUUCUACACUGACCCCUCCUACUUCUUCAACUUAUGGAAGGAGAAAAUGUUGCAGGCGACGGAAGAUAAGAGAAAGGAGAAGCGCAGGCAGAAGGAGCAGCGGCUGGUGGAGGACUCCACUCGGGAGGUGAAGAAAGUGAGGAAAGCCCGCAACCGGCGCCUGGAGUGGAACAUGAUGGCGUAUGAUAAAGAGUUCCGACCCGAUAACAGGUUCUCACCAUCCCCCUAUCACAUGGCGUCAUCGGAAGGAUCACUGUCCCCAGAUAAUAGAUCUUACGCGUCGGAUGCAGCUGACCACUCGUACCCGGCGAGCCCCAACCACCCCGCACAGCUGCUGGCCCCAGCAUCCCACCUGGCCCCAGCGGAGCACAAGGAGGGGGUGCUGGCGGCUGCCCCCCCCCAGGAGCACGUCUAUCGCCCGGCAGCGGGCAGCCGGCAGAACAGCCUCAACCGCCUCCAGCAGCCCCACGUGCCGCAGCCCCCAGAGGCUAUCCUCAAUGGGCCGAGACCUCACUUAGUCAAGGAUUACGGCCCGCAGCCGGUGCCGAUGGCAGAGUACUUUGUGCCGCCCGCCCCACCACCCCCGCCGCCCGUCAUCCCCUCCGCCCAGACCGCCUUCGACAGCCCCAUCUCGGCUCCCCCUGCCCUGGCCCCCGGCUCGGCUGCCCCCACCUCCUACGCACCCUCACCGCCCCCCGCACCCCCUGGCCCCUACUCUGCCUCUCCGCCGCAGGCCGGCCCCAUGGGACCCCCAGUGGCCCCACCACCACCACCACCGGGGCCCCCCGCCGUUGCCGCCUCUCCGGCGCACUCGGCAUCACCCCCAGCACCCGCCGUGGAGCCCCGGAAGGCGCAGAUCCCACUGAUGCCCAUGAGCGAUGCCCGGAGCGACCUGCUGGCAGCCAUCCGCAGGGGAAUUCAACUCCGGAAAGUCCAGGAGCAAUGGGAACAAGAGGCCAAAAAAGAACCCGUGGGCAAUGACGUGGCGACGAUCCUGUCCCGCCGGAUCGCAGUGGAGUACAGCGAGUCCGACGACGACUCCGAGCUGGAUGAUAACGAGUGGUCAGACUGAGGGGCCCCGGGGCUGGGCUGGCGCGGAGCUCCCCGGCUCCAUGCCAGGUGUGUAUAGGCACCUUCCCCAACGUCAAUGCCAACAAGCGCAGGCGGCCCCGCUCAUUCAGGAGCUUUGCUUUUACACUAUGUCGAAAACCCUUCGGGCAGCAGCAGCACUGGUAGGAUACACCUCGGAGGCAGUGAGACCAGAAAUUAGCAGCACCUUCACAUUUAAUGACUUCCAAAAUACUCUGAAGGCAGGUUAAUAGGAUUACUCCAGGUUUACACCUGGAGCAAGACCAGAGACUAGCCCUGAGUGUGCUUUGCUAGAGAAGGGAUAGCCAGAGGCAGUAGUGCUUUUCCAGCUCGAUGUUAAACGUGUUAACGAGAAGCUCCUGGAGAAGCAGCCUGUUUGCACAGCCGGUGCCACCAUGGGUGCGCAGCGAUGGCCGCGCACUGGGUUUGGGGAUGCUCCGCCGCCGGCACCUGUAGUAGAGUCAGGCAGCUCCGAGAGCUGCGUGUGAGCAGGAGCCGCCUUCCCCAUAAAGCAGCGCACCACGUUUUGUGGCAGUCAUGUCGGGAAGGUCACCAUCAUGCUGUCGCUCCCUGCAGAAGAACAAGGCGGUGGUGACCUGAGCCUGUUUCCAUCCUUAGGACCAGUUUUCUGGGAGAAAGGGGUGAAAGCAAGGCUUCUGCAGCUGGCAGGGAAACCCAGCGCUUGUCUGGGCUUUGAAAGCUGCGAUGUGUGGUGUCCUCGGGGCGGGGGAAGGGGCUGCCAGCAAAGGAGCAGAGGUGUCCUGGGAGCUUCCCCAAGCCCAACUCUCCUUGGUCUUAGCGCUACGCCAUUUCAGUGUUAUUUGAAAAAAAAAAAAAAUUAAUUAGACAAAAUGCUGCUUUUAGGUAAACCCUCAACUUGCACUUUGCAGCCCCACAGACUGCACCCGUACAACUGAGAUCAGCUCGGACCCAGGCACUACUUGCCCCUGGCCUGAUCCUGCCCCGUCCCUUACCCCACAGGCGGGCGCUGCUGGGGGAGCCUGGCGAGGGGGGCCCCCACCACGGCGCUGAAAAUACCACUUUGCUCAUCAAAAUAGGGUGUGAUUCAUCGAAGGCUUUUCACACAGCCGCAAAGGGAGGAGGCACAGGAAGGCAGAGCAAAGGGGUGGGGAGUAUGGAAGAUACCACAGUCAGGGUAAGAGCCUGCGGAGACAGGGAGAGGCUCCCACCAGCAGAAAAUGGGCCAGGACCAACCGUGGACUUGCCCAACAGUGUCCCCAGGUCCUCUCUUGUGUUCCCAUAUACCACCAGUCCCCGAAGGGAGGAAAACCAAGUCCCCAUGUUGCAUGUCUUCUGGGGAGGAGCUGGGCUCUGAGCCCACCUCCCCCGCUCCCCCAGCAACUGUGUAGUUGGUGGCUACAAAGGUAGAAUUUUGACCAUAAAUGACCAGCCCUAUAAAGGAAGUGGGAGAAUAUAGCUGGGACCCAGCAGGCUCAAAGGCCGAUCCCUAAAUUCGUCCUGAGAAAUACUGGUGUUGAACAAUGCCCCAGGCAUCUGCUCGUUUCCCCCAGCAAGAAACCCUUCGUGGCGAGAUGUGAUGAGCCCCCUACCCAGCUGCUGAGAAAUAGCCCCUCCCUUCCACUGAGUGACACAAAGUGGCCUCUUGUCCCUUGGACAUGACACCUCCCGCAUCUCCAGCAUCUCCAGGUCUGGGCUGCAAGCUGUGGUUCCAAGCGGGGGGCUCGAAUGGAGGAGCAGUGUGGGUGUGGGAGAGGGGAAGGAUGGAUGGGGAAGGGUUUGGGGUUCAGCCCCCCUUUCCUUAGGGAAAAAUCCCCUUGGCUUCAGCAGGGCUGAUUGUUAGAGCAGGAACUGCAAAUAAAAUCCUCAAAUUUAACCCCAGAAUUCCUCAUCUCGACAGCGCUGAUGCUGUUUAAGGUGCUCAGGUGCUCGUCCCACUCUGCCUGUUGAUGGGCAAGCUCUCCCAGCGUGAGGAAGACCCAACAGCCUGGGAUUAGCUGUACGGAUCAAUUCCGGGUCCCACGCAUGCCUGCUGGGAGGCUGGCAGGGAGGCUUGGCAUCUCCUGUCUCGCUGUGCAGGCAGGCAGGGCAGAGCAGGCAGGGCAGGCAAGAGGCAGCAGAGCAAUGGGAUGCAUGGAAUAGCUCAUCUGCAACACCCAGGUAAAACAGGAUUGACCAAAGGAGGCAGGGGGACACGAUGCGCCACAGGUGAGCAGGGAAUUCCUGAUGCUGGGUGCUCAUCGAGAGCUCUCGUUUCUGGUGCUGACCCUCUGAGAUGCAGAGGACCAGCAGCUGCUGGCCACAACCUGGCGCUGGCAGCCGGGAGGGCACCCCUGGGGUGGGCUUUCCUCGGCCAGGAGCAAGCUAGGAGAAAGGCUUGUGAAAAUCCAGAGCAUCGUUUAAGCAGUCACCUGUUAUUAAUAAUAGACGUGACCAUAAUACUGUCUGUAUGUGAAGAGCAAGGCAAGUGUUUAUUUGGAUAAUUAGGAAGAGUAAUAAUCCUUUGUGAGAGAGAACAGCAGAGGGCUUCUGCCUGUUACGGGGGUCAAAGGGCUGCAGAAUCGGCCGCAGGGACCCCGCCGGCACUCGGGCAGAGCCAAGGAGUCCCACCAGCACAUGCAGGCAGGGAAGGGGCUCUGGGACAUGCGGGGCUGGCUCAUCCCUGAGGUCCAUGACUGCCCCAGUUCUGUAAAGCUGAGCUGAUCCUGGUGGGAACUGGAGAAGAGCAGAGUGCCCCUAGAAGACUAAGUCCCUUCUUUUCAUGCACUAGUUGCUUUGUGUGUGUCACAUGAAACUGGCCAUUCUGGUAGGACUCCGUUGGUGCAUGGCAGGUCAGGACUGUCCCUGCAGCCCCCUGCUUCCCUGUCACCUCACAGCAACUUUGCUAUGCUCGGGACUGGCAGCAGUCAGUCAACCCGUGCUACUAUCAGGGUCAAUGCCGUUGCGUGGAAAAGCGCGUGACAAUCACAUAACUCAGGCCUUGCCUGCCCCAUGCACAGCCUCAUCCGCGGAGCAGGUGCACAGCUGGAAGCCUCAGGGGUGCAAGUAGCAAGGCUCACCCCCAUUUCCUCACACCAUGUUCUUGCACCAUCCUCUCCGCUUCCCAGCCCCCAAUAACCCAAGCCCAUUCCGCACGCUCAACUCCAAAGCAAGUCAGCAGGACCAUAACCUCCCAGCAUUGCCCAUUGCUUGAAGACAUCACAAUCCAGCUCUUCCAGGGAUCUGAACCACCUCAGCUCCACUGAAGCUAUCUUGAUACCAGGGAUGGGGCUGAUCCCACAGGUAGCCUCUCCCCAGUGAGAUGUCUACAUCAGAGCUCAUUGCUCAGGAUUCUUCUGUAGCUGAUGGAGAAGUAACCUGUAUAGUCAGGGUGGGCUGGAGACACCCAUUUCUGGUCUGAUCAUGGCACACCUUGCUCUUCCCAGCUCUCUGCUGGCAGCACCAUGAGGCAGGCAAGCAUGAGGUGGCACUGAGCACCCCAAUCUCAUGACACUGCCAUUCCUGCAAAGCCAGCUGUGCUGGUGGGCCAACAUCCUCAGUGCCUUUGCUUGGGAGACUCAGCCGUGUUUGAGGAUGACCAUCUUUAUUUUAGGUGUAUUCAUCUAUUUUUUGCCCAGGUGACCUAUGAAAUCCAGCACAAGUGACACUAAGUCCUUGGCUGGGCUGGGUUAGCUCCGCUGGAAUUGGUUGUGCAAUACUAAUUAACACUGGCUGGCUGACCCAUAUGCUGCAUACUCGAUAUUUUGUACAUAUGUGCCUAUUUCCUUAUACUCUUCCAGAAAUAGGCCAUGCUGCAUUACACAACCCAAAAUGCUCAAAUCCUCACGUGGGCUGAUAUAAAAGUGAAUAUUCAAAUAUUUUAUCUAGCUUAGCAGCCAUUAAAAAUACAAUCCAGGUCGCAGAUGAUUGAAUUUCUCCUCUCUCAAGUGUACCAGAAGUGGGCUGAGGAGAUAGAUGCUCCUGUACAUUAAGGUUUCAUGUUCCAUGUUAAAAUAUAGCAGUGGCAUUUCAUUGCCAACAGAUAAUCACAGAGUGCCAAACAUUUAAUGAGCCCAACCGAUCUCUCGAGAGUUCCUCUUUCCAUUUUAUCUGCUUUCUCCUACUUGCCAAUUUAUGGGCAUAGAUUAAAAAUAAUAAAUAUGACCGCCAACAGGGGGAAGCGUAUUCUGGGUGCAUGCAAAUGAAUUGGGCUGGAGUUGGCAAAAGAGUAAAUAAGCUGGUUUGGUUCUGCUUAGAGAUAUUAACAGAAGGCCACAGUCCUUGAGGUCCAUCAGAAACCUCUUGGACAAUCGCUGAUUUAUCUGAAGAGGGACAUUACGGGGACCACCGUGCCUGUGGUACACCAGUCGUUGCCUGUGAAGGCUACAUCAGGUGUGAAGUCUGGUCUUGCUCAAGUUUUAUGAAGGUUGGUGGAAGUCUGCCAGUGUUCACUCAUCCUGGCCUUGCACCCUCAGGGUCUCCUUGAUUUUGAGUGAACAUUGGAGCUCGCUGUUGAGCCUGGCAGCUCUUAGAGGAUCAGUGUCCUGAAGGAAAAAAGGAUUGGCUAGUUUCUAACUUUCCACCCUGGGCAGACACCUAGAGAGGAGCAAGCAUCACAUCCUAUGAGAGCUCCUGCUUUUGCAGCUGUUUUAUCUUGGGAAGGUUUUAUUCUGGUGACAGACGUAAGGCUGAACAUGGCUUCUCCAGAGAGCUUCCUUCACCUAAGAGCCCUCAGGUUUCCUCCCAGCAACUUUUCCAUCUCUGUCUCCCUUUCAAGACACCCAACAGCCUGAACAGAGGCUUUGCACGCUCCCCUGGGAACAGAACCUGAAUUAACACCGCAGCUUUAACGAGAAGUGGAAGUUUCCCUCGGAGGGAGGCAGGCUGUAGCACUGGAGGUGGUAUUUUGGAUGGUGCUUUCCAGGGGUGCGUGGCCAGCAGGAACACCAUGCCAUUUCCUUGUGGGUGGACCAUGGAGGGCCAUGGGAAGCACUCCCUGUUGUGGGAUGCUGGCAAGGGGAGCUUAGGCUGUUUCUUUCACCAUGAUUCCUGUUUUCCUGUAGUAGUAAUUGUUACUUCAGGGUAAGGUUUUCUCUGCUGGCAUGUCACUUUACAGGUAUUUUUUUUAAAAAAAAAAAGGGGGGGGGGGGCAAGGACUUUGUCCUGAGGAGUUUACAGUUUACAGCAAACACCAUAUAACCUGCACUGCACUUUAGAAGCCUCAAAUGCUCACUCGCCCAUGAAUUUACCCUCAACUGGGCAGCAGCACUUUGAGGACUGCUGUCCCUUCCUUAGGUGACCCCAUGACCAGUACCACAACUGCAUCCCCCCGCUGACAGGCAGUGGUGGGGCUCUCCUGUCCCUUCACUAUCCCCACGCAAAAGUGCCUGAGCAAAAUACAGGAGUGCCAAGACAUGCUGGUUUUGUUUCCGAAUGGGUCACCAUGCCCUCCGUGUGAGCCUUUCCCAGUCCCCACACAGCUGUGCUCCCCUGGGAUGACCGUGUGACAGGACCCAUGCCCAGGCACACCGUUGCACCUACCUGCCACCGCUUGGAGCUGCCCAUGCAAUUCAUGCCAUGGCCUCUAAGCUCAUACAAAGCAUCCUCCUUCAGGCACUUGUACCCAAGCCAAGACUUUGAAAUAUUUUGAUCUUUUUGAGAGUCAAAGGGGUGGGUUUUUUGCGAAUCUGAUCUUCCUUUAACAAACCCUAGGUUUUCUAGGAUCAUUCACUCAAGCUUUGCUUUCUCCAGGCAAGAAUGAUGCCUGCAUUUUGCUGGGGGAGGAAAGGAAAAAAAAAACCCAAACAGUCAAGAACAUCAGUUGGGGGUGGGGGGUGCCCCAAAGCUUUCAGUACCAUUCCCACAAGCAGGGUGGGAAGAGGACACUAGAAUAUUCCCAAAGGAGGACUCCAUCCUGGUGUUGUCACUAGGCUGAGGCAGAGCCUGCAGCAAGGGAUGGGCUCUUUCUGUGGGCAAUCCCCAGGCAAGACCUGGUUGGGACAUACUUGGCCACAGUAUCCCCUGAAGGCAGUGUUGGUGCGACAUCAAUAUUAAUGUCUGACAUUGGUACAGGACCCUGAGGCCACAGACACCUCCAUAGCACUACAUGAUGGUAGAUCACUGAUGCUUCAUCCUCCCACGGGCAUCUCUCCCAAUAGAUACCUUCCCACAGGUGCCACCUUCCAGAACAGCAGCCAGAGAUCCCUCUAGUCUUUCGUUCCUGCUGGGAACAGGCUUAGAUUUGCUGUUAUCAGUGUGUUCAGGGUCUUGUGAGCCCAAGUGUGCAUGAAGUGAGCCCUUCCCUGCACACCUCUCCCACGGUGGCAAUGCCAGGGGACUGGGCUAGCCCUGGGGGAACUUUCAGCCCCAUGGCAGUUCUAGCACUCAGCUGCAUAGCACAUCUUCAAGUAUAAAGGGGAGGAAACAAACCAGAAAGAAAAUAGACUGGCAUUUUUCAGUUGGUUAUGCUCCCACCACUCUGUAUAGGAAAACCCUGUGGUAGGUGAAGCCCCCUGCAAAGCCACGGAGGGCGGUGGGGAGGACAGACCUGUGCUCUGUGCCCGUGUUGGGCUGCAGCACAAGUCACAGGAUUGCGCUGUGACAGAAAGGACUCGAAUCAGAUCUCAGGGAAAGCUUUCUUGAGGUAAAGAUGGAGAAACCCUGAAGCAGGUCACAGAGGCUCUCCAUGGAGGGCUUUGAGAAGCAGGUAGGCAAACACCAGAAAGGAGCACUGUCUGUGACCCUGUGUUGGGCCAGGGCAUGGUGGAGGUGUCCUCAGGACAUCUCUUCAAACCUGGCGUGUUUGUAGUUCUGCCUCAUCCCCUCUGGGGUUGCAGCAGCACUACUACUCGUUGGAUCUGCCCCAGCAGGUUACAGCCCCAGAGCGUUGCCCAUCAGCCAGGGCAGCCUGCUCAUGUUCUCCCUUAGCUUUGGUGCCCAUUUGCUGGUUUUGGUGUUGACCCUUGAAUACAAUAAGAAUAAGCUGCGCUACAGAAUAAACACCUGAGAGGGAAGGAUGGGAACUAACCACAGAAGAUCAGGAUGGGCAGCUGUUACUGCCACAUUUCAAUAGUUAGAAGGCAGCAGCUCCAGCAGUCUGCUCCUCCAGACCACUCACGGUCCACAGACUGCAGCAUGUGAACCAUGCUGGUACCUUAAGGUGAACAAUUUAAAAGAUACCCCUUGAUUUGGGGUAGCUCAGCUGAAGGAUCCAAACAAAAAACAUGCAUUACAAAACUAACAAGCAGACAACUUACAUGUCAUUUCCAGAAAGAAAAUCAGUUCAGUCUCUUUCCCCCGGAUGCUGAGGGAAGGCCAGACCCAGCGUUGCUUCCCAGCAAGCCACUAAAAACCAGAGCAGUUAUCACCACAGCCACUUGCCAAACUCAGUUCCUAAGAAACCAGGUUUUAGGAACAGAGCAAACAGCACAGCAGCCCACAGCACAAGAAGGAGAUGGAUCUCCUGCCACUGUAGGGAGGUGCUUUUGUACCUGAAGCUCCCACCCUAGCUCAGGUUUUUCAAAUCCCAAUAUUUUUCACCUGUUACCCAUGCUUGAGUGUGCCUGACGCCUCAGCUGGGAACACUUACUCCACAGAAAGUCACUUCUUGCCAUGAAAAAAACAACCAUAAAAGUCUUGCGUUGGAAUCAAAGUGGACUUUGAGCCUGGUGACCUGACUGUGGUGCCUGUUGAGGAGCUGUUGAUUUCCCGCUGGCAGCAAGAGCAUCUUCGGCACAGUCCUGCCAGGUCUCCAAAAUCCUUACUGUUAUAAGCUUCACCCCCACCCCCUAAAGUUAUUUUUCUACUGAGAUGUUUCAGGUCUACCUUUAGUUCUAGCCAGUGUUCCACGAAUGUGGCCUCUCUUUGUGGUGCCUUUCAACUCAGAUCAGAUCAGAUUAGGGAAAAGAAAGAAAACCCCCAUCAAAAAGAAACCUUUUUCUCCAAAAUGCACUUUCAGGAGCGUUUUGGGGCUGACGGCUCCUCUUCUCAAUAGACUUCCUUCAUUUUGGGGCUGCUUGACUUGCCUGGGGGAAUCUGAAAUGGGAUGUCCCCAGCAUGAGCUGGGGCUGGUGCCGAAGCAUUGCUGGUGCUUCCCUCUCCUCCGCUUGCGGCUGUGUCACGCGUGGGGCUGGGGCCAGCGUUCCCGUUGGGAGAGCCACGGGGCCACGGCAGUGUGGCAGCUCCUUACUGACACAAGUGCCUUUUCUGGAGGUCCCCGUGGCAUGGCCGAGGAGCGGGGGGCUCCCGGGGUGGGGGGGCUCACUGAGCUGGGGCAGGGCAGAGCAUUUCCAAGCGUUUCUGGUGCUCAGCUUGUCCUCACCUGGGUGGAAACCUGGACCUGCCCAGACCCCGAGGCAUCCGCUGGGAUUCCUCCUUCCUUGUGCACAGGCUUUUACCCCCACAGCUGCGCAGGGGUAGUUUUGGGAGCAGCUUACUCCAGUGGUGGCCAACUCAAGGAAAACCUGCUCCGCCAACCACACAUCUCCGGGUGCACGUGCAAACGUUGCACCUUUGGCACGGGACAGUCCCCAAGAGGACAUGGUGGGCCUGCAGGGAGGGAACAAACCCCGUCACCACUUUGUUGUGGGACACCAACACCUCUGGCUGGGGCCGGGCACUGGUGGAGCAUUAUUUUGGGUGGCAAUGAAGGCAGGUGAGGACCAUCCCCUGCUCCCUGUACCCGGCAGCCCGGGGACCAAGGCUAAUCCAGGCUGGGCUGGGAGCACCCCAGACACCCCAAAACCCCCUCUGCACUACCCAAACUCAGCAGAUACAAACUAGGCAGACCUCCUGGAGCACUGGGGCAACCAGACCUCCUAAAACAGAACAUCUGGGAGCAGGCAGCUUGAGCCGAGCAUUUUAAAAGCAGUUUUCUCCCCUUCUGGCACCAGCCGAUGAUGCAUACAGCCUGGAGCCAGGGUUGUGGCCGGUCCUUACGGAGGUUGGCUCCAGCUCUGCAGGGACAGGGAGGUGCCAGCCUGGUGGCACCUUGUGGCUGGCUUCCCGGGGUGCUCAGCAUCGGUGGGGCUGCCCCAAAAAGGCUCAUUUGUUAAUACUGGCAGAAGUAUUACCCAUAUUUCCUUUGACUUGCUGUUUGAUAGAAGCAGCUGACGGGAGAAGGGCAUCUUCCCGAGGGUCACCCGUUACAGGCCGUAACUUGAUUUCCAUUAUUAUAUAGUUGACAUUAAAAAAGGAGAUGUUCACUGUCUAAUGGGGUCUUUUAACCAUGUGCACUUAGUCAAUAGGUGAGUAGAUGUUGCUGCUUGUAUCUAUCUACCGUACCCAGUUGCUACGUGUGAACAAGUGUAUUUCUCCCCAGUGUUGUGGGUUCUGCCUGUCGUGACACGAUGAUGGAAAGGUAGGGACUGCGUCGGUCGCAACACGAGCUUUCUUCUGUACAGUGUAGAGAGGAAACUCGAAACGACCCGAAGCACCGCUUGUAACUACAUUUGUUCAAAAAAUGUCAUCUUAAUCCCAAACUGUUGACACUUUAUGCAUGUGCUUAUUAAAAAAAAAAUUAAAAAAUAAAGAUUUUAAGAGGAUAAAGUA
Falco peregrinus (peregrine falcon) is the source of this 11232-nucleotide messenger RNA. Its product is annotated as actin-binding protein WASF3-like. Gene Ontology annotation, cellular component: cytoskeleton. The transcript has 9 exons. NCBI's taxonomy places the organism in Eukaryota, Metazoa, Chordata, Aves, Falconiformes, Falconidae. Gene Ontology annotation, biological process: actin cytoskeleton organization; positive regulation of Arp2/3 complex-mediated actin nucleation. The record is from RefSeq and is a predicted model, not a curated record. Bases 191 to 1708 code for a protein of 505 amino acids. Gene Ontology annotation, molecular function: Arp2/3 complex binding; protein kinase A regulatory subunit binding; actin binding.